Paramacrobiotus metropolitanus is the source of this 1471-nucleotide messenger RNA. RefSeq names its product forkhead box protein fkh-2-like. The transcript has 2 exons. Gene Ontology annotation, molecular function: sequence-specific double-stranded DNA binding; DNA-binding transcription factor activity. Gene Ontology annotation, biological process: regulation of transcription by RNA polymerase II. Gene Ontology annotation, cellular component: nucleus. Lineage: Eukaryota; Metazoa; Tardigrada; Eutardigrada; Parachela; Macrobiotidae. Bases 300 to 1400 code for a protein of 366 amino acids. The record is from RefSeq and is a predicted model, not a curated record.
CACAGUCCAUAUGGUCGAGAAUAUGAGAAAAGUGUAUCGACGGAAAGUGUACCCUGUAUCAAAUAUGCGGGCGGAGUUUGUCUUUAAGGAGUACAUAUUAUGGCAGCUGACUUAAGAUGUCACACGCGAGUGGUAUAUCCUUGUCAAAAGAAAUUCUCCUCUUUCAUUCGCUCGCGGUGAUGUUGCGAUAAAUUAAAACAGCGAUAGAGAACUUCUUUUCUACAUUUUGAGAGUCAAUUUCAGUUGUUAGUUUUUCUUGAUCGUGUCGUGCAACUGCAUUUGAUUUGCCAGAGUUAGCAAUGACUUCGACCUUUGGUGUGACAGAUUUUAGUAUACGAUCGCUGUUACCGGAAGUCACGGAAGAGGACAACGACGGCGACAUUUCAGAUCAAUCCAGUGAUAGCGAUUCACUGGAUGAAUUUUCUGAUUCGGAUCGGGAAUCUUCUGCUGCUGACAAGGAUACCGUUUUACCUGCUGAUGAGGAUGGUGAUAGCAAGGAAAUUGGCAAGCAUAAAAAGAACUCUGCUGAUCAAAAGCCGGGUUUGGAAAAGCCACCGUUUAGCUACAAUGCUCUGAUCAUGAUGGCCAUCCGACAAAGUCCAGAAAAACGUCUAACGUUAAAUGGAAUUUACGAAUAUAUCAUGAAAAAUUUUCCAUUCUACCGUGAAAACAAGCAAGGAUGGCAGAAUUCCAUUCGGCACAACCUGUCCCUUAACAAGUGCUUCGUAAAAGUGCCUCGACAUUACGAUGAUCCCGGUAAAGGAAAUUACUGGAUGCUGGAUCCGUCCAGUAAUGAUGUGUUUAUUGGUGAACAAAGCGGUAAACUGCGCCGACGAACAACAUCUUCGGGCGUUCGGCAUCGCCUGUGCAGCUACCGGCCGAUAUUAGCCGGUAAUCCGUCACAUAUGCACAGCAGCAGUGCCGCUGCAGCCGGUAUCUUUGGUCCACUCGGUCCCUAUCACCAGCAUUAUCCCCCGACCAUGGCCCAUCCGGCCAUGUUCCAGCCAUUACAUCCAUAUUUAUCCAACCACCAUCAUCAUCGGCCUAAUUUAAUGUUUGGCAAUUUGAACAUAAAUAUCUGGCAGAACAGUCUUGCAAACAGUUAUUUGCGGGGAAGCCCAUCGAUAACGGAAUCUUCCCUUAACGAUAUGUCCUUUACUGGCAACUUAGCUCCCGGCGGCGGCGGUAUUGCAGGCGGCAGUCCUGAAGGAUUCUGGAGUGAGAAGUUGCUGGCCCUGAGUAAAGCUGUCAACGGUAGUCUAAUGGCACCGGCAAACACCGGUAACCCCAGUAUAUCGCUACUGCCGGCCCGAUCGGGCCAUAAUCUGUCUCGUUCGCAUUCUCCUGUAUCAAAUGACUAUAAACAUCGUAGCCGCAGCGACGUUGAUCUAAGCUGCUAAGCGGCUGUUAUACUGAUCAGUAAAUUGAUGGUUACUGCACUGAUGACAACACAUUUGUGGCAAUCUAUUUA